AUGGCUGACUCUCACUUGUCAGGUUCUGCAGGAAGCUACAACAGCAGCUUUCCCACCGCCAGUGCGUGGAACAUCACUGGCAGCGGCCCAUGGUUGUUGGCCUUCAUGCUGACUGUCAUCAUCCUAAUGACAGUCUGUGGCAACAUGUUGCUUAUUGCUUUGGUGUUUGCCCAUCGCUCUUUGCGUUGCACCUCGAACUGCUUUCUAGUUUCUCUGUUCCUGUCUGACCUAAUGGUGGCACUGGUGGUCAUGCCCCCAGCCAUGCUCAAUGUGUUGUGUGGGUCCUGGGUGCUGUGGCCUGCCUUCUGCCCGAUUUGGCUUUGCUUUGACGUCAUGUGCUGCAGUGCGUCCAUUCUCAACCUGUGUGUGAUCAGCCUGGACCGUUACCUCUUCAUCAUCUCACCGCUGCGCUACAAGCAGAGGAUGACCCCACCUCGGGCGUUGCUCCUUGUAGGAGCAGCUUGGGUAUUGGCAGCAUUGACCUCCUUCUUGCCUAUUGAGAUGAAAUGGCACAGCUUGGGCCAUGGGAGUGGACAUUCAUCGGUCAGCAGUAGCAACAACAGCUCUUACUCUGACACAUUGUACCCAACGUCCUACUUUCAGCUGUCACCAUCAGGAGGCCUUUCCUUCCAGUGCCGCCUGCGGGUCACCCUGCCCUUUGCCCUGGUGGCAUCUGUACUCACAUUCUUUUUGCCCUCCAGCGCCAUUUGUUUCACAUACUGUCGGAUCCUUCUGGCAGCGCGGAGGCAGGCAAAGAGGGUCGCGGCACUGAGCCACCCACCACACCCACAUCCCUCUCUUGGGGAACCUUCCAGGCCUCCUUCACCUGGGAUUGCAGCAGGGCAAGCUCAGCCGGACGGAGAUGACUGCAGUCACCAGGAGGCGCCUGUGUCACAAAAUGUACCGGCGUCAGUGAACAGUGAGCGUCGUCUGGCUCACAGGCAGGGUCGGAGGGCUGUGAAGGCCACUCUGACAUUGGGAGUCCUCCUGGGACUCUUCUUCAGCGCUUGGCUACCCUUUUUCAUCACCAACAUGGCUCAGGCAGUCUGUGAGUGCAUCCCCCUCGCGCUCUUUGACGCCAUCACCUGGCUGGGCUACUGCAACAGCACAAUGAACCCCAUCAUCUACCCACUGUUCAUGAGAGACUUCAAGCGAGCUCUGGGGAAGCUCUUGCCUUGCUGUUCCUCGCGGUCAACCAGAAGACCCUCACCAGUGCUCUCCCUCUCUCUCCGCAACUCAGGAGAGCCUAACAUCGCCAGCAACCCCCCCUCUCCCCUGGCCUCUGACCCCACCCACCCCCCUGCCACUGCCACAGAUGCUGUCAACCUGCUGGAUGCCGAGCAUGCUGGCAUCGAGUUGCCUCUUCUUCUGCCCAAUCAGGUGGACACCCUGGACUGAAUAGCAAUUAUUGGAAAUCAAGUCAGCUAAUAUGUUAUGUCGGGUAUAUGGUGGAAAAGUGAUUCAAGGUGAGAAUUGAGACUCAUUACAUUUCCAUGAGUCUAGGCCUAACAGAAAUAAAACAAAUAAUCCACUUUAAAAUGAAUUCUUUAUAGUCACAGUAAGUAAUUCAGUAAGCUAAUCUUGAAUUGUGUUUUUCUUUCCAAUUAUGAAAUAUCAGAAUCAGAAUGAGGUUUACUGCCAGGUACAUUUUCACAUUUUACGAGGAAUUUGCCUUGGUACAUAUUGGUGCUUAACAGAACAUAAAUAUAGAAAUAUAAAUAUAGAAAGAGUAGAGAGAUCAAAAAUGUACAAGAAACCAAAAUAAUACAAUAAUGCUAUAAUACUAAUGGAAAAAAAGAAUGCAAUAAAUAUGCAUGAAAGUCAGUGUUGUUGAGGAGGCCACUGCAGUCGGAAACAAAGCGUUCUUGUGCCGCAAGGUUUUGGUCCUGAUGGACCACAGCCUCCUGCCGGAGGAAACAGGGUUUCUGGGGUGGGAGGGUUCAGCCACAAUCUUUCCUGCCAUAGGUGUCAUUUACAUUAGGGGCGCUUGGGACAUGUCCCCACCACUUUUUGAAAGCACUUGCUAAAGGUUUUCUGAAAAUUAGCUUGCAACAGGAAAUGU
Micropterus salmoides (largemouth bass) is the source of this 2062-nucleotide messenger RNA. RefSeq names its product 5-hydroxytryptamine (serotonin) receptor 6 (gene htr6). The transcript has 3 exons. The coding region runs from base 1 to 1398 and encodes 465 amino acids. Gene Ontology annotation, molecular function: G protein-coupled serotonin receptor activity; neurotransmitter receptor activity. Lineage: Eukaryota; Metazoa; Chordata; Actinopteri; Centrarchiformes; Centrarchidae. The record is from RefSeq and is a predicted model, not a curated record. Gene Ontology annotation, cellular component: membrane; dendrite. Gene Ontology annotation, biological process: G protein-coupled receptor signaling pathway, coupled to cyclic nucleotide second messenger; chemical synaptic transmission.